Messenger RNA from Magnolia sinica, 508 nucleotides. RefSeq lists its product as uncharacterized. The transcript has 2 exons. Lineage: Eukaryota; Viridiplantae; Streptophyta; Magnoliopsida; Magnoliales; Magnoliaceae. The record is from RefSeq and is a predicted model, not a curated record. The coding region runs from base 34 to 384 and encodes 116 amino acids.
UGAGGCCCCGCACGAUGCCAUCAAGUUUGGAACAUGCGUGAAGGGAAACGCAUUUUUAUUACCACCAACAAUCUAAGGCAGCCCGUUAAUGAAAAUGUUAGCAAGCUGACAAACUUUUUGGGGACAAUAGCACGUAAUGGGGAUUAUGCACCCCUUAUAUAUUCUAAUUGGAGGGUAGUGCCAAACGAGAAGAAGGAUGAUAUGUAUGAACUUGUCAUGUCCAAGUUUCAGUUUGAUAAAGAGAUUAAAUCUUGGGUGUUGAUGUCGAUUGGAAAAAAAUGGAGGGAUUGGAAGUGCGAACUGAAGAAAUUCCACUACUCGCCUCAUGAUAAUGAUGAGGCGCGGCUAGCAGACCUCAAUGAGCGUGUCCAUAUGGAUCAGUGAAAGGCCCUCAUUGAGUUUUGGAACUCUGAAGAGGGAAAGGUAUGUGAUGAGUAGCUACUAAAACCUUCACGUUAUGAAAUUACACAACUGUCUUAAGCUAAAAUUUCAUAAAUUACUCUAUUGA